Molecule: messenger RNA, 2581 nt
Organism: Equus caballus (horse)
Lineage: Eukaryota; Metazoa; Chordata; Mammalia; Perissodactyla; Equidae
Source: RefSeq, a predicted model, not a curated record
AUGCGGAUUCAAGCGCUAAUCGAAAGUAAUUACUUUGCAAAGUUUAAUAUCCACGUCGUCAAUUCCUUUCAAAGGAAUAAUCGCAAAGCACUGAAGCCCCUGUUACAGAACCUGGCUGGUCACUCAGGUUCUCUGAUCCCUGAAGACCCACCCCGAAUACGACGAGCGCUGGUUCAGGCCACAGCUGACCCGGGCACAUUGGCUCGGGCAAGCACCUCAGAGGGAGCAGAAGCCCGGCGGCCGCCCAGGCUCAGCAGCCGCCCCGAGCGCUCUGACAAUUCACCGACCUGCUCAGCGACUGAGGCAGAUCGCCUGGCUGAGCCGACCGGGCUCCUGAGGGAGGCGGGGGCCCCGGGCGGCCGCGGGUGGUGCCGAGCACCCGGUUCCGCCCCGCCGCCGCUGUCCAAUCGCCCGCGGCGGAGGGCUGGCUGGGAGAAGCGCCGGCGGCCGGCAAGUUGGCUGCGGUGGGGAACCCGGGCUGCGGGCGGGGGGUGUCGGGGCGGCUGCGGCGCGACCCCGGCGCUGCCGGAGGGAAGUGGCGGCCUGGACAAGCCCGUGAGUGAGAGAGGCCUGGGGCUGCCCAGAGCCCCCGGAGCCGCCGUGUCCCGUGGGCGAGAAGCCCAACAGCAGCGCCGGCCGAGACGGGGUGGACAACGCCCACACCUGGCGCCCGCAGGAGGCGCGGAGCUGGGCGGCCCUACAGGAGCCCCCGCAGUCGGAAGAAACCGAGACCCAAAGAGGGUGAGUCCCGAGCCAGAUCACCCAGCACCGGUGGAGGCCCGGGCCCGGAAUUGGGAGCCCCGAGCUCUCCGGAUAGGUUCUGAUUGCGGUCUGGUGGUGAUCCCCGAAAGAAACCUCGGACUCCGCACACCUCCGGAAAGUUCCUUGCACGCCCGCUCCUCCCCCCUGCUCUCUACACCCCCGGCAGCGGGGACCGUGCUUCCCGACCCCAGGCGCCCCGGGCACUUUCGCAGAGCCAGGGGGCGAGAGGGCGGCUCGGGCGCUCGACGACGCCGGAAACCGCCAGACCCUUCCUCCGGUCGGGCUGCCCUGCGGGGUGGCAUCGCAGCAGUGGGAACUCCUGCUGCUGUCCUUUGGGUCCGCCAGAGAGGCCAGGACAGUCCAUCUUCGCGGGCAGGAAUGCCACAGAGCGAGCCAGUCUGUCCCCCUGCACGUUCUCGCCCCCUUCGCGUUCGGAAGCCCCUGGACCGAGCUCAGAGACCUGCGGAGCGGCGGGCGUGGGGGUAGCCUGAGCUCGCUGGGUCACUCGCGGCGGAGUAGCCCCGGAAGAAGGCUUUGUGGGCUCUGCCCUUCCCGGCGGCCGGGUCAGAGCUGCUCUUUUUGUCAGCGGAUGAGCCCUUCGGCGGGUUUUAAGCCCUUACCUUGGUUGCAGCGCACAUACCUACGUAGCUGUGGGUGUAAAGAGCCAAAAAACGAAGGGCUGGGUGUCUCUUUCCAGGCUGAGACCUAGAAUGGUAGCAAGCCCUACAUGUCAUUGGCUUAUUCUUCAAAGCACACCUGGGGAAUGCAUCCAUGCUGUUAUCCUCUGUUCAUAGCUGAGGCAACUGAAACUGAAAAGAAACUGGAGCCUUUCACCACAAUUACCAAACCCACACCUGGUCCAGGAGUCAGAGCAGCUUAGCGAGGAUCUACAGAAGAUGGAGCAGUUGGAUGUUCCACUGCUGCUUCACACCAAUGAGGGGAGCUGGCAGAAAGACACAACCCAAGGAAUGUAAAAAGACUAUAAAAAGAUCAUUUGUGUGUUAUCAUCAGAAACUUCUCGACUAUAUUCAUGAAGCUGAGGAGUUUUAACUGAAAAUGAUACAAGUGGGAGUGAAUGAAGGGGACAUGGAUGAGUCACUAUUCACAUUUUGGCGGUUUAUCCUGGAAAAACCAGUUCUUCCAUUCUAAGGAUAAGAGAAAAAUUUCCAGAUUAAUUAAGAAAUUUAGUAGCUCAAAUGAAGACUAUCAAAUGUGAGCAUUCAGAUUAAAUCAUAUUAUCUGUAGAAUAAAGGGAAGAACUUGGGGUGAGGGAUCUAAUUUUCCUAGUCAGAUUCAAAGGGAUCCUAUAUUAAUUUUUUUUAAGUGCAGACUUCCACAAAAAUGUAGUCAUGGGAAACAAUAAAUAAAGGAGAAUAACUAAGGGACAUUCUUUCAGAAUGUAGUGCAUAAACUCCAAGAGUUGGGAAUUCAAGAGAAAAGUCAAGAGGCAGAAAAGAUCGAAGCAAGAGAAGCAAUACUGUUAUUAUAGGAGUUCCAGAAGGAUAAAAUAGUAUGGAUGAAUGCAAAGCAAUAAUCAAAGAAACAAAAGAAGACAAUUUCUCUGAGUUGAAGUGUUCCAUCUUUACGUGGAGAAGGCUUACCAAAAACUGGGCAGGUACCAUGAAAAGGAAUCAUACUCAGAUGGUUUUCUAUGUCCUGGAUAAAGAAUAAAUUCUGGAACAGCCAACUGGAAAAAAAAGGUCACCAAAAAGAAAAAAGUUUGAAUGACAUUAGACUUCUGUUUUGCAACACUGGUGCUAGAAAAACUCAGAGGAAAUGUAUAGACUUCUGAAUAAAAAGCAUUAUCUUCCAAAAAUUA